AUGGUCAAGAACAAGAUCUACCAGGAGAGGGAGAUCAAGAGCAAGGCCGCGUUGUGGGAACGCUUCCAAGCGGUCUACGAAGAAGUGCUCACGCCAGAGGUCUGCCGCGAUCUCAUUUCAUCGAUGCCGCGCCGCAUUCAAGCUGUGAUAGAUGCCAAUGGUGGUUAUACCAAGUACUGA
This is a messenger RNA of Capsaspora owczarzaki ATCC 30864, 180 nucleotides long. RefSeq lists its product as hypothetical. Gene Ontology annotation, molecular function: nucleic acid binding. The record is from RefSeq and is a predicted model, not a curated record. The coding region runs from base 1 to 180 and encodes 59 amino acids. The transcript has a single exon. NCBI's taxonomy places the organism in Eukaryota, Filasterea, Ministeriida, Capsasporidae.